Molecule: messenger RNA, 1128 nt
Organism: Fusarium coffeatum
Lineage: Eukaryota; Fungi; Ascomycota; Sordariomycetes; Hypocreales; Nectriaceae
Exons: 2
Coding region: 1-1128 (375 amino acids)
Source: RefSeq, a predicted model, not a curated record
AUGCCAUCUUCGCCGCAAACCCCCAGACAUUCCCGAAACUCUUCCGCCUUCGAUAGCUUCUCAGGCUCCCCUCAGGCCCGGAGACUCUCCAAGUCGUCGGUACAAGACCCCUCACCGUUCCGAAACAGCUUCAACCAACAAGAUGCAGUCGACCUGAACGAAAAUGGUAUGGGUAACCUGGCCGAUGAGUUGGCCGAUGCCUUCUCAGAUUCGGGAGAUGAAGGAGAUUAUACGGAUGGUGAUGCCAAUAGCGAAAUACUUGGACUUCAAGGGGAAGCACAUGGCGCUGAGCACGUAGACGAGAUGGAGGACACUGAGGGUACCAGCAGCCCGAAGAAGUCAGAGCUCGACCGAACGAAAGCCGCACAUCUUACACUUCUUUCCCCACGGCGGAAACAUCAAAGGUCAACCAGUAAUUACGAUGGCAGUGAAUACGGGUCAGAGUCAGACUUGGAUUCUCCUGGCAUGCCCCCUGGCUUGGUGUCCAAAAUGGAUGCUGUAGAGUCGUUGGCUCGCAGAGGAACAGAGAACUACGGCGGCCCUGCAGAUGAUGUGUUUAAGAGAGUAACAACCGCAUUGCGGGAUCUCGGCUCUCAGUCGAGCGUUGAGGCUAGCGCAUCAAGGUUGAUAACAGCACACACAGCCUUGACUACACAUUUGAGUCACCAGACUCGCCAGAUCCACAACCUCUCCUUCCCCUUAUUAUCUCCUCUUGUUGCGCCUCCAGAUCCCGAGACUAUUGACGAUUUGAUACCGCUGUUAAUAAACUUGUCUGAUACCAUGCCACGACCCUCGACAACAGCCUUCAACUCGUUGACUAGUCUCCACUCACUUACCAAUGAGCUUGUGCAAAACCUGAACUAUCUCUCAGACACACUGCAUAUGUCUCGUCAAACGACUACGAUGGCCACAAGGAGAUUGAAAAGCGCCAAAGAGAUCGUAUCGGAAAUGAGAAAGGAAGAAGAACUCAGAGAGGAAGGCGAGCGAUGGCUUACAAGAGGGAACUGGGGUGAACGCCUGGAGAAGAGAGAAUGCGCCGGAGUUUGCGGGGAUGUUAUUGGAGGGUUCGAGGAAGUCUGUAAUGGAUGGCGAGAGAGGCUUCUCGCGCAAGCUGAGGCACAAGCAUAA